AUGUCGUCCUUGGACCUCGUGGAUCACUCGCCGCAUCAGGUCGAUCCUUCGCCUCCAGUUGCGACGGCCUCGAAUCUCAUCUUUAUCGACAACUACGACUCCUUCACUUGGAACAUCUACCAAUACCUGGUGCUGGAGGGGGCUACUGUCCAUGUGUAUCGCAACGACAAGAUCACGUUGGAGGAACUCAUCGCGAAGAACCCAACACAGCUGGUCAUCAGCCCUGGACCUGGCCACCCAACGACGGACUCGGGGAUCAGCCGCGAUGCCAUCAAGCACUUUGCCGGCAAAAUCCCUAUUCUUGGUGUCUGCAUGGGUCUGCAAUGUAUCAUUGAUGUCUAUGGUGGCGAAGUGAGCUCAGCGGGCGAGUGGCUCCACGGCAAAACGUCCCCGUUGACUCAUGAUGGCAAGGGCGUCUUCUCUGGUUUGAAGAAGGACAUCCCUGUGACCCGAUAUCAUUCUUUGGCUGGGACGCCAGUCUCACUGCCAGAUUGCUUGGAAACUACGGCUUGGGUUUCGAAACCAGAUGGAUCACCUGGCGUUAUCCAAGGUGUUCGUCACAAGGAGUAUUCCGUUGAAGGUGUUCAAUUUCACCCGGAGAGUAUUCUUACUGCUGAAGGUCGCACCAUGAUCAAGAACUUCUUGCGCUUCCAAGGUGGAACCUGGGCAGACAAUGCCGAGAAGCAAAAGUCCGCCGCAGCGCCAGGAACGGGCGAAAGCAAGAGCAACAACAUUCUACGCCAAAUUUACGCAAACCGAAAGGCUGCCGUGGAGGCGCAGAAGCAGAUUCCAUCACAACGCAUGGCUGACCUGCAAGCUGCUUAUGAUCUAAACGCUGCUCCGCCUCUGGUACCUUUCUUGGAAAGGCUGCGCAAUACCCCCUUCGAAGUAGCGCUUAUGGCCGAAAUCAAGCGUGGCUCGCCUUCCAAGGGCAUCUUUGCCAUGGACAUCAAUGCGCCUGUGCAAGCGCGAAAGUAUGCGCUUGCCGGAGCCAGUGUCAUCUCGGUGCUGACCGAGCCUGAGUGGUUCAAGGGAAGUAUUGAAGAUUUGCGUGCCGUCCGCCAAGUACUCAACGGCAUGCCCAACCGCCCUGCUAUCCUAAGGAAGGAGUUUAUCUUCGAUGAGUACCAGAUCCUCGAGGCUAGGUUGGCUGGCGCCGAUACUGUCCUCCUAAUCGUCAAGAUGUUGGACACGCCGUUGCUGGAGAAACUGUACAAGUACUCUCUAUCACUCGGGAUGGAGCCCCUCGUCGAAGUGCAGAAUGCGGAUGAGAUGACGAUUGCCGUCCAACUCGGCGCCAAGGCCAUCGGUGUCAACAACCGCAAUCUUGAGAGCUUCGAGGUCGACCUGAAGACGACUAGCCGUCUGCGCAGCAUGGUACCCGAGAACACCAUCAUCUGCGCCCUCAGCGGCAUCAACACCUAUAAGGAUGUUCUCGAGAACAAGAAGGAUGGCGUCAAUGCUGUCCUGGUUGGAGAGGCUAUCAUGCGAGCUCCCGAUGCCACGCAGUUCAUCAGUCAACUCUGCUCGGGCGUGGACGCACCAGCCCAAAAUGACAAGCCUUCCGCACUCUACGUCAAGAUUUGUGGCACACGCAGUGCUGAAGCUGCCACCGAGGCUGUCAAGUCCGGCGCCGACUUUGUCGGAAUCUGCCUCGUGCCAGGGGUCAAGAGGUGCAUCACGCACGAGACGGCUCUCGAGAUAUCGAAAGCGGUCCACUCAUACGGCGGGCCUCUGCCAUCCAAGGCAGACGUACCCAUCACAAAUGAAAAGGCCACUGACUUUUUCUCUACCGCUGCGACGCGUUUAGCGAGCGAGCGCCCUCGUUUGGCCGGUAUUUUUCAGAACCAGCCGCUCCACGAAGUCCUAGAGAAGCAAAAGCUUUACAAUCUGGAUGUGGUGCAGCUACACGGUGAUGAGCCCCUUGAAUGGGCCAACAUGAUUCCCGUGCCCGUGAUCCGGUGCUUCAAACCCGGCCAUGUUGGUAUCGGCUCGCGAGGAUAUCACACCGUGCCUCUGUUGGAUUCAGGUGCCGGCUCCGGCAAGUUGCUGAAUGUGUCCAAGGUGGAAGAGAUCCUUCGCAAGGAUCCUGAGCUCAGAAUCUUCCUGGCCGGUGGUCUCAACCCUGAGAACGUUGCAGAGGCAGUCAACUCGCUUGGUGAAUUGGGUAAGCGUGUCAUUGGUGUGGACGUCAGCAGCGGCGUUGAGGAAGACGGGAAACAAAGCUUAAAGAGGAUCGCGGCAUUUGUCAACGCAGCCAAGCAGAUUCGAUAA
Emericellopsis atlantica is the source of this 2274-nucleotide messenger RNA. Its product is annotated as indole-3-glycerol phosphate synthase-domain-containing protein. The transcript has 2 exons. Gene Ontology annotation, cellular component: cytosol. The coding region runs from base 1 to 2274 and encodes 757 amino acids. Gene Ontology annotation, molecular function: phosphoribosylanthranilate isomerase activity; anthranilate synthase activity; indole-3-glycerol-phosphate synthase activity. Gene Ontology annotation, biological process: L-tryptophan biosynthetic process. The record is from RefSeq and is a predicted model, not a curated record. Lineage: Eukaryota; Fungi; Ascomycota; Sordariomycetes; Hypocreales; Bionectriaceae.